Molecule: messenger RNA, 744 nt
Organism: Thalassophryne amazonica
Lineage: Eukaryota; Metazoa; Chordata; Actinopteri; Batrachoidiformes; Batrachoididae
Product: potassium channel subfamily T member 1-like
Exons: 7
Coding region: 70-702 (210 amino acids)
Molecular function (GO): intracellular sodium-activated potassium channel activity
Source: RefSeq, a predicted model, not a curated record
UUGGACAACCUGCUCCAGUGUGGCAUCAUUUAUGCUGACAACCUGGUGGUUGUGGAUAAAGAAAGUACAAUGAGUGCUGAGGAAGACUACAUGGCAGACGCCAAGACCAUUGUCAAUGUCCAGACUAUGUUUAGAUUGUUCCCCAGUCUCAGCAUUAUCACCGAGCUCACCCAUCCAUCCAACAUGAGGUUCAUGCAGUUUCGAGCAAAGGACUGCUACUCCUUAGCACUUUCCAAACUGGAGAAGAUAGAGCGUGAUAAGGGCUCCAACCUGGCCUUCAUGUUCCGCCUGCCGUUCGCUGCUGGCAGAGUGUUCAGUAUUAGCAUGCUGGAUACACUGCUUUACCAGUCAUUUGUUAAAGACUACAUGAUAGCUAUUGCAAGACUUCUCCUCGGUCUGGACACCACGCCGGGCUCUGGAUACCUAUGUGUCAUGAAGAUCACAGAGGAGGACCUUUGGAUCAGGACUUACGGCAGACUCUUUCAGAAGCUUUGUUCGUCUAGUGCAGAGAUUCCGAUAGGACUCUACCGCACUGAGUCACAUGUGUUCUCCAUGUCUGAGUGCAAGCAGACCUAUGCAGAGUCUCAGGUGUCCAUCAACACAGUGCAGGGGGAGGAGCACCGUGAGUGCACAGAGUCCUGGAAGGAGAAGACAGCUUACCGAACUCAGCCACGAGUGACCAAUCAGAGCGCCCACUUCUGAGGAAGAAGAGCAUGCAGUGGGCACGGCGUCUGAGCAGGAAAA